Messenger RNA from Phoenix dactylifera (date palm), 1846 nucleotides. RefSeq names its product E3 ubiquitin-protein ligase XB3-like. The record is from RefSeq and is a predicted model, not a curated record. NCBI's taxonomy places the organism in Eukaryota, Viridiplantae, Streptophyta, Magnoliopsida, Arecales, Arecaceae. Gene Ontology annotation, molecular function: protein binding.
UUGCCUUUUAAACCGUCCUCGCUCUCGCCACGGUCCGACCCCGCUCCUCCUCUGCCGGUAGCGCACAAUAAGAAGGCUACGGCGCGCCAUUCCGGCGGCGGAGGAGGCGAAGCUGGGGCGGCGGAGAUGGGCCAGGCCCCGAGCUGCGGCCGCUCGAGCUACGACCACGACUUCCUCAAGGCCGUGGAGGCCGGGGACUUGGCAAUUGUGGAGUCUUCGCUGAGGAUGGAUCCCGACAUCCUCCACAAGACCACCCUCUACGAUCGCCUCUCCCCCAUCCAUAUAGCUGCGGCCAAUGGGCGACUCGAGGUCCUUUCUAGGAUUCUGGAUCUAUCUGUUCAUCCUGACCUCCUUAACCGGCAUAAACAAACUCCUUUGAUGCUGGCUGCUAUGCAUGGGAAGAUCGCCUGCUUGCAAAAACUCCUCCAAGCUGGCGCAAAUAUUCUGAUGUUUGAUUCGUUGCACGGAAGAACUUGCUUGCAUUAUGCUGCAUAUUAUGGCCAUUUGGAUUGUUUGCAAGCGAUUCUGGCAGCUGCUCGGUCCACUCCGGUAGCUGACUCAUGGGGAUUUGCCCGUUUUGUGAAUGUUAGAGAUGGCAAGGGGGCAACAUCAUUACAUCUUGCAGCAGGGCAAGGGUGGCCUGACUGUCUCCACAUUUUAUUGGGCAAUGGGGCUUUAGUCAGUGCAUCAACUGGUGGAUACAGCUACCAAGGGAGCACCCCUCUUCACUUGGCAGCUCGUGGGGGAUAUCUGGAUUGUGUUCGGGAAUUGCUUGCAUGGGGAGCUGAUAGAAAACAAAGAGACUCACCUGGGAGGAUACCAUAUAUCGUUGCUUUAAACAGAAAGCAUGGGGCUUGUGCGGCUCUACUAAACCCAUCGUCAGCAGAGCCCCUGGUUUGGCCUUCACCACUGAAGUUUAUAAGUGAACUCAAACCAGAUGUAAAGGCACUAUUAGAGGCAGCUCUCAUGGAUGCUAACGGGGAAAGGGAGGAGAACAUAUUGAAAGGGACCUCAUAUUCAUUGCCAUCCCCUGUCCAUUCAGAAGGCGAGAUUGAUAACGAUAAUGCCUCUGAGGCUAGUGACAUGGAGCUUUGCUGCAUCUGCUUCGACCAAAUCUGCGCCAUCGAGGUCCAAGACUGCAGGCACCGGAUGUGUGCCCAUUGUACAUUAGCUCUUUGCUGCCACAGCAAACCCAAUCCUGCAACCUUGUGUUCACCUGCUCCCCUCUGCCCCUUCUGCCGCAGCAGCAUAGCCCAAUUGGAGGUUGCGACAACCAGGGCAAGGGAGGAGGGGGACAAGGACAGUGUCUCAAAGCCAUGCAAGUCAAGGAAGUCUCAGAACUCGAGCAGCGAAGGAAGCAGCAGCUUCAAAGGCUUGUCUUCAGCUAUGGGCUCGCUUGGAAAGAUGGGCAACCAUGGGUUAGGAAGGAUAGCUGAUGUUGUGAUAUGAUGGAGAAGCCUUAGAGGCCUUUGGCACUCAUCAAGUAGAUUAUCAAUGCCAAGGGAUCGCCCUAUCAAAUUAUAGAGGAUUUCAUUCCUUGUUUAUACUUUGGCAUUAUUAUAUGCGCAAGAGGGGAAAUCAAAUAAGCAGUCUUCUUGCAGCUUUCGAGGUCGGUAUUGUAUGUUGCUGUGAAGCUCAAGGCCUAGUUCUUUUUGUGUAGAAAUAUAUACGUCCCCGGAAUAAAAUUGUGAUGUAUAAUAUGCAAGGAAGGCUGCCCCUUCAUGCGGGGACUCAUAGUCUUCUGUGUAAGCUUUAGCUAUUUUGUUUGAACCAUCUAAAGAGAGUGAAAGGGUGUGCCAUUUCAUGAUUCGAAGUGCACAAAGGACUUGUUGGAUUUUGUUUCUCA